Messenger RNA from Mycena citricolor, 1093 nucleotides. NCBI's taxonomy places the organism in Eukaryota, Fungi, Basidiomycota, Agaricomycetes, Agaricales, Mycenaceae. The record is from the annotation of a GenBank genome assembly.
CUCUGUCUCACGAGACCCCUACCAAAUUUUGUCCUGGGCACGACAGUGGAUGAACGGUCAAAACUGAUUCGCUGCUAUCCUGAUGCGUAAUCUUUUACCUGAUGUGUCCCCCAUGUCACGGUAGCGAAGCGGUAUUGAUAAGAGGGUGGCCGGGCCCUGUAUUCUCCCUCCCACCAUGUCGACCCAGAAACUACCCUAACCCGGUCUUUUCCAUCCAUGAAAAGCCUCCAGGCCUCUCGGAAAAUGCGUUCAAGGUGAAGGUGAAUGCCUUUGUAGACAUGUACCUGGGUGCCGCGGCUGCCAAGGAGUUCAUCCUGAGCGCUCACCUGAUUUUCUCCACGAACGAGGUUGACAGUCUCGCGCCUCGCAUGGGCGUGCAGCCAUCAUCGCUCCUUGCGUGUGUGAUCUACGAACUCGAGAGCAAAGCACAUGUCGAGCAAAUUCCCGGCGACCCGAGCUUCAGACCAGUUUUCCAGGCUGACGAUCAGCUGGAGCUUCACCCUAAUCGGCAUUGCUUUCGUUGCUGACGUCAGUGAUCUCGUCCUCGGCCCCGUUGGUUCCGACGACAAAAAAUACCGUGGCAUUUGGCCGGUAUAAAGCACCGGCAGGCCGUGUCUCGAAGUUCUACGCGGAGAUUCAAGACGUCGCGCACAAACUUGGCGAGAUUGGGAGUGUCAGGAACAAACCCCAGCUCUUGCGAACUGUGAGUCGUGGCGUGAAGUCGUAAACUCGAAUCGAAAUCAACGAGUCCAACGGUCGACUUUUCGAUCCAUAGUACAAAGCCACUCAUGCUGCGAAUCGGUUCUUCGCAGCGUACGGUCGAGCACCAGCCGAGGAGUAUUUUGUCAUCCGUGCGGACUCCGAGACUUUCGAGGAUCUUCAAUAGUUGCUGCAAAAUCCGGCGAAUACAUCGUUGAAGCAGGAAUUCAUCAAGGCGAUACAGCCGGCCCGGGCCCAUGUGUUCAGUGCACAAGUGGUCAGGAAGAUUUGAAGUGUUGUCAGUCGAAAUGCGAGUCCUUUUAUCCGAUAGUCCGAUGUGACGCAAAAUUUUCUCGUGUAUGAUCAACUGUGAGGAUCGGGAGUUGAAUACUAU